AGUGGGAGGUCCAAGAAGAAGCAGAGGCCAAGUUGAACGGCGAACAGAGCGAGCAUGGGGCCGAGGGAGGAGUGACAUGGGAGGAGAUAGGGCUCAUAUAGGCUACACAGCAGGAUUAGCGAGCUCAGGCUGCUGUACUACUGCUGCUUUAGUGGCUGCGAUUGUCUGGAAACCUGCGAAUCCCUCCCACAGGAUCUCAUGGAGCGCUGGAAGGGCAGGGUGGCACUUGUGACCGGGGCCUCGGUGGGCAUCGGAGCCGCGGUUGCCCGGGUGCUUGUUCAGCAUGGCAUGAAAGUGGUGGGCUGUGCCAGGAGCGUUGAUAAGAUUGAGAAACUGGCUGCUGAAUGUCAGAGUGCUGGCUACCCAGGCACCUUAUUUCCUUAUAAAUGUGACCUGUCCAAUGAAGAGGAGAUUCUGUCCAUGUUUUCAGCAAUAAAGACUUUGCAUCAGGGGGUCGAUGUAUGUAUCAACAAUGCAGGCUUGGCCCGACCGGAGCCUUUGCUGAGUGGCAAAACAGAGGGAUGGAGAACAAUGAUUGAUGUUAAUGUUCUUGCACUCAGUAUCUGCACAAGAGAGGCCUACCAGUCCAUGAAGGAAAGGAAUAUCGAUGAUGGCCAUAUCAUAAACAUCAACAGCAUGAGUGGCCAUAGAGUUCUUCCUUCUACAGUUAUGCACUUUUAUUCAGCUACUAAGUAUGCUGUAACUGCCCUGACAGAGGGCCUCAGGCAAGAGCUCAGAGAAGAAAAGAGUCACAUCCGAGCAACGAGUAUAUCGCCAGGCCUUGUGGAAACUGGAUUUGCAUUUAAACUCCUUGAUAAUGAUCCGGAGAAGGCUGCUGCAACAUAUGAAAGUAUAAAGUGUCUGAAAGCUGAAGACAUUGCUAGCACUGUGGUUUAUGUGCUCAGUGCUCCUCCUCACGUACAGAUUGGGGAUGUUCAGCUAAGGCCUACUGAGCAAAUAUCCUAGUGAUUUAGCACAUUGAAGCUUGGCGUUUUUUGAAAGAAGACUUACAACUGAACCUUCAAGGGCUAACUUGGAGGAACCUAUUAAGAAUUCUCACUUUUGGAGGCUUUUACCCAGAAAGAAAAAAAAAAUAUGGGGGAAAUAUAUUUUUGUUCUUUAUUGUGUAACUGGUACAAAAAGUACAUUAUCGGCAAGAAACUUUUAGUCUGUUUUUCUUUAAUUUUAAUUUGUGUUUUUCCCCUUUUUCCUAAACAUAGUAUUACUUGAAAAAAUUUCAUUGGAAUUAUAAUUGCAGAGCACAUCAUUGGUUUGUUCAUCUACAAAACUGCUAAAAAAUUUCUGUCCCUUUUUAUAUUUUGGUUGGGGUUUUGGCAAUUGUGACCUGUUUCCACCUUUUCCAAUCUUCUUAGCAAAGUAAAGGGGUUCCUUCUAGGUUUUAUGAAGUCUUUAUAACUGAGUUCCAAACAAGAUUCUGCUUUUUUAUACAAAUGUUGCGUCUGAUAUCUUUUAAUUGAAUUACAUACCUGUUUUAAGAAAUACGUGUAAAGGAAAUACUGUGAGGAGAAAUGUUUAAAUAGGUGCACCUGAUACUUACACACUACGUAUGUUAUCUAAUUUAAAGGAAUGUUUGAUUUUUGUGUAUGAGUUAUAACCCAUUAAAGGGCAAUUUAGAAUGUAUGUGCUACCACACUAGCAAAAUUACCUCUAUUGAACCGUUUUAAAUUACUCGUACAGAAUGAUUUUGUUACCUAUUAUGACUGAUUCCGUUAAUCUACUUAACCUCAUUUUAACACCAUUAUUGGCUCUUUUAGUUAAUAAUUCAUAUGAAGAACUCCUUGUAAGCCAUAAUUGUUAACAUGGGUUAUGCUACUUGCAAAACAAUUGUUUAGUAUUUUCCAUCAAUAGUAAUGGUUGUUUUGAUCAUAUAGCACAGAUAAUGAUAAGGCUUAAAAACAAUACAGAUUUUGGUUCCUUUGGUAUUUUUAAUCAGACACUAACAUCUUGUCUGGCAACAACACAGUUGGGUGUGUACAUUUUUUGACAUAUUUUAUUUACCUGUAAUACUAUAUUAUAUUACUUUCUCUUAUAUUAGACUAGUGUCAUACUAGUGAAAUGCUCCACACAUAUGACCAAUAGCUCAUGAAUUGUCGGGCCACACAAUGGAGACAUUCACUUGUAAGCCAAGGUGCGUGCAACUUCCAAAAAAUCACUUGCUAUUACUAGGAAGUUACAAGAUCGCCCAUGCUGGUCAUGGUUUAAAGAGUCUAUUGUUAGCAUAUAGUUUAUUUGCCUUACUGUUUGCGCACUUGCCGGAGCAUGUGACAGCAUAUAACCUGAGACUAGUUUAAAUUCAGGAGAUUGCCAUUGGCUUUGUUUGCAUUACAAAUUACUAAUUGAGCGUCUUUUGUUGCCCACCUAACUGCCUUUGAUAUUUUCCAAAUAACUUGGAUGCGUAAUGUAAGCAUGUUUUUAAAACAUGAUGUCCAUUUCUGCUGUCCCACACACAAAUGUUGAGAAUGACUGCUGAGGCUAUCAAACUGUGUAUUUCCAAGCCAAGAAAAUGAAAGCUUCAUUCUUCAUUCAGUGCCAUGUACAUAGCGUGAUUCAUGUGCUCCCUUCUACGUAGCUUGUACUUUAGAGCUGUGUUCCAAGUGACUUCUUAAUAAACUCUUGUGAUUGCACCACGGCAAUUACAUGCCUGUAUGCAUCCAUAUUACCUCAUGGGUUUUGUGGGAACAAUUUUUUGUAUAUAUACUUCCUUUCUGUUAUAUGACACUUUAGAAUGCAUAAUUUGUUGACUUUUUCUGUAAUAUUUUCAACCCUAAACCAUGAAACUAGAAAAGACAGAACUGUGGCUUAUAAUACUAAAAUGCUUAAAAUGCCCAUAAUCCUCAGGUUUCUGAUUGAUGUAACAAGCCAUAUAUAUACCCUUCAGUGUGUUGUUCUACAUUGUGUUACAGAUCCUUGAAAGGAAAAUAUACAACUUCCCUCCUUUUGACAUGUCCUCAUUCAGUUGGGAUUCAGGUGUAGAAAAGGUACAUAAACAAUAUCAGAACUUCCAAAAAUAAAUAUAAAAGUAUUUUUUACACAAACAUACAGUCCACAGAUUAAAAGGAAACCAUUACUCUCAUGACUAUUUUCCAACAUCACUUAGGCUGACAGUAUAAUGCAACCCCUUCCUCACCUUGUCUCAUUGUGAAGUGAUGGAUUCUAGGAGCUGAGGUCCUAUAGUGGGUAGUAUGCAGAUUCUCUGGAAUACAGGGGGACCUUAAGUCCCAGGAUCCAUCACUGCACUUUCACAAAUAAGGUGAAAGAAGGGUUGGAUCACUCUGUAAGGUUAAAGAGAGGAGGGGGGUAUGCCUGUGUUAAAAACACAAAGUUCAGUUCAGAAAGUGUUUAUGCAUCUUUUCUACAGGUGGCCUUUUAUCUAUGCUACCUGAUCAUUUGCAGAUAAUUAUUGGCCACAUCAGUAAGAAUCAAUUAAUUGAUGAGACAAACAUUCCCUAAUCUUGCAACAAAAUUGCUGGUUUAUAUUUCCAUAUAAUCCCAUAUAGGCAUUAAAAUCAUACAGUUACAUUUCACUGUGUGUGUAUGUAUGUGUUUGUAAAUGUUAUUUUUUUUUUCAUCACUUAUAAAGUCACUUACGUCACUUAUUUUGCAUUAUUUUAUUGGCCAAAAAAAAAAAAAUCUCACUGGAACAUCUGCCACUGCUUUGAAAUACCCAACAUACCCUUUAUUCUUGCACCUCUUUGUGAGGAUUGGAUACACCCCUCCCCCCAAAAUCCACAGUACACUUCCUUAGUUUAAAGUAGAGGGAAAUGGGUAUGUUCCGCCCCCUACAUCAAAUCCUGAUAUUUCUCUACUACAUACAGAUUUAAUGGUGAUGGUAGGCAGGGAGUAAUCUAAAACAGUUGUCUCUGCUCGUUAUACUCGUAAUUCGCACUAAAAUUUUUAAACCUAUGACAUUUUCAUAGAUGAUAACUGGAUAACUGGUCAAAUACUUGAUGGCUAAUUGAUUCAGUUUACUGUGAACUCCACUUGAUUACAGCUUGGAAAUUUUUUCUUCAUGCUUUGGGUAAGAUUAUAACUUGAAUUUCAGCAUGUGCUUGUUGUCAGGGUUGGACUGGGUGAUGGGACACAAAAAAAAACAAAAAACUGUGGGGCCCCAUCGACCCAGACCCGAUCCAAAGCAUUGACAUUCCUCCCCCGAUCGCAGUGAAGUAAAAGACAUACACACUUGGUUGGGGGUCGGGUGGUCAGUUGUCAGGGGGGGUGGCCUGGGGUUUUAGCCCCAGUGGGCCCCAUACACCCUAGUCCAACGCUGCUUGAUGUAGCCAUUUCUGAUUUUGUGAUUUCUGAGCCAUUUUGAAUUUUUUGUGAUUUCUGAGCCAUUUCUGAUUUCUGGGCCACUUGUUAUCUUUAUGACUGACAACUAAGUAUGUAUUAAUUAUAUACAAGUAGUGGCUGUUUAUGGUAGAACAUUAAACAUGCUGCCUUGCAACCUGCAACCAUGUUAUAAAAUUCAAUCACCACUGAAUUCCAGCUUUCUUCCCACAAAUGAUUGCUGGAAGUUAUAGUUCUGUAACAGCUGCAGUAACCUUGCAGUAGAUUAAAGCAGGAUCUCACUGUUGGAAGUUAUUUUAAUAAUGAAGUCGCCAACUAAACUGUGUUAAACAUCUGUAACUUACUGUGCACUACAUGCUGAACAAGUCUGUAAGGUUUGUUUUACUGCAAAUGUGUUAUUGCUAUUUUGUUAGGUAAUUAUCAUUUGAUUUUUCAGAUCACUAGACUGCACUUUUAUUUUCCUAUUAAUUUGCACUUCUAAAUUACUUGGGUAGAAUGAUGAUGAUGACUGGGUGAUAUUAAACAGUAAUUUUGGAAAAAGGGGUGAAUUAAUAACAUUAUGUCUAAUGGUAUUAUUUAUCAAUAAAACUGGUUGUGUGGAACAUU
Xenopus tropicalis (tropical clawed frog) is the source of this 4914-nucleotide messenger RNA. It is a transcript of the gene dhrs11, whose product is annotated as dehydrogenase/reductase (SDR family) member 11. The transcript is spliced from 7 exons. The record is from RefSeq and is a predicted model, not a curated record. Lineage: Eukaryota; Metazoa; Chordata; Amphibia; Anura; Pipidae. Gene Ontology annotation, molecular function: oxidoreductase activity, acting on the CH-OH group of donors, NAD or NADP as acceptor; estradiol 17-beta-dehydrogenase [NAD(P)+] activity; 3-beta-hydroxysteroid 3-dehydrogenase (NADP+) activity. The coding region runs from base 199 to 966 and encodes 255 amino acids.